AAAAGGGGGAAAAAAAAAAUAAAAACAACAACUAAAAAUACCAAAACCGGCCCGACGAGUUUUUUUGUUUUUGUUUCACCCCCUCGCUCUUAAGAAUUCUGAUGAAUAUGUUAAAAUACUUUUUGUUGCUGGUCGGUCGUGUCUAUAGAGGAGCCCUGAAGAGGUCGAAGCAGAGCAGUAAAAUUAUUGAUAUGCUAUGGUUUAGUCCAGUGUUUCCCAACCAGUGUGCCUCCAGCUGUUGCAAAACUACAACUCCCAGCAUGCCCGGACAGCCAGCAGCUACUCGGCUCAAAGCUAGUAUAAUCAUGGUGAACCCAGGUAGUAGCGCCCAGCCUCCCCCUGUGACGGCUAGCACCCUCUCCUGGAAAAGGUGCGCCGGUUGCGGGGGCAAGAUCGCCGAUCGGUUCCUGCUCUAUGCCAUGGACAGCUACUGGCACAGUAGAUGCCUGAAGUGUUCGUGCUGUCAGGCUCAACUUGGGGAAAUUGGCACCUCCUGUUAUACAAAGAGUGGAAUGAUCCUCUGCAGAAAUGACUAUAUCAGGUUAUUUGGGAAUAGCGGUGCUUGCAGUGCUUGUGGGCAGUCAAUUCCAGCCAGCGAACUGGUCAUGAGGGCACAAGGAAACGUCUAUCAUCUUAAGUGUUUUACGUGCUCAACCUGUCGGAAUCGCCUCGUCCCCGGGGACCGGUUUCACUACAUCAAUGGCAGUUUAUUCUGCGAACAUGAUAGACCUACAGCUCUUAUCAAUGGUCAUUUGAAUUCACUUCAGAGCAAUCCACUACUGCCAGAUCAGAAGGUUUGUUAAAAGGUCAGAAUCCGACAGAAUGCGUGCCUUCAUCUCAAGUUCUGUUCAUCGCAGAUGGAUCCCAUAUGUCUCCAGUAGACGAGUCACCUUUGUAGCUAGCGUCAGUGCCAGCUUCAUGCCAUUGCACCUUUUUUCCUCUUCUCGGUUGCCCUUUUCCACAUUUAUUGGUGUAUGAAAAUGACUGAAGACACAUAUUAAGGAUUCCAUGAACCCGGGCUCAUUGAAAGACUCUUAUGGGGGGGGAAAAAAACACAAAAA
Molecule: messenger RNA, 1061 nt
Organism: Hyla sarda
Lineage: Eukaryota; Metazoa; Chordata; Amphibia; Anura; Hylidae
Gene: LMO4
Product: LIM domain only 4
Exons: 5
Coding region: 102-803 (233 amino acids)
Source: RefSeq, a predicted model, not a curated record